CCCCCCCCCAACUCUCACGCCAUGCGGUCCCUCUCGCCCGUGCUCGCCUCCCUGGCGAACGUAUUCAGAAUCCCUAUCUCGCAGACAUCGACACGGCCGUCCGUGACCCGCAUGUGCAAUGAAGCCCUGCUGAAGAAAUCGACCAGCGGCCCCGUCACCUCCGCCGUCCAGGCCCCGGCCGCAAGAUCAUUCUCGACCACCAACGCCUUGCUCAAGAGGAAGGGCAAUGGUCCUCGCGGAGAUCGCCGAGUUACUCUGAUCCGUUAUUUCCUGCACCACCCCAAGACGCCUCGUCCCCUCCGUUUCUCCCGGACUCGCUAUCUCCGCCAUUGGACCAUCCACCGUGCCUGGCAACUGUUCCAGGCGCAGCAGCGCCGCUCCGAGCAGCUGGAGCUUCAGCGCCAGUGGCAGGCGAUGAACGCCGCGUGUGAGGAGCUCCGGACUGGAGCGGGAGAUGGAGGCAAGCUGUUCCGGAAGUCGAUGAACAAGCGCGGUGUUUUUAGAGAUCUGUUCCCGAUUGAGUAUGGUCGGUUGCAGACUGAAGCGCCGAGUCAGGAGGGCUGGAACCAUGAAUGGAAGAGGAUGGAGAAGAAAUGAACUGAAGGGGAGGGUUAGUGUGCAUUUAUUCCAGGAGGGAGAUCUACGCUGAGCUUUGGUGUCUCUUGUUUAUUAUAUCUAUUGCGGGGUAUGAAGAUAUUCUUGUUGGCAUGUACUGUACCAUAACAUUGUUCAAUAUUUGUUCUUUCUUUGAGAUGACGCGUGUGGUGUAUAGGAUAUGCUCUGUCGAGUAUCUGGUCUACGGGCCGGGUAGGGAAGUAAUU
Aspergillus pseudonomiae is the source of this 821-nucleotide messenger RNA. Its product is annotated as mitochondrial 54S ribosomal protein mL40. The transcript is spliced from 2 exons. Bases 22 to 597 code for a protein of 191 amino acids. Gene Ontology annotation, molecular function: structural constituent of ribosome. Gene Ontology annotation, biological process: mitochondrial translation. The record is from RefSeq and is a predicted model, not a curated record. Lineage: Eukaryota; Fungi; Ascomycota; Eurotiomycetes; Eurotiales; Aspergillaceae.